AAGUGUUGAGAAGAAUGCGUUUUGUUUUGAAUGGCUACCUGGCAGCUGUUAAGACGGCAUUUGAUGAGCACUGCCACGGGAGGUUAGGGCACCGGUUGGGGAGGUUUGUGAUGGACGCCUUCUAUGCGGUGUGUCAGAGGGGAAUAAUUCCAUCGUGGAUUAGGCUCAGAUUGUUUGCCUUCUCCCAGAGGUUCCUGGUCCCUCUGUUGCUACACUGCUUGUCAACAAUCGCGCCAUGUGGCCUCUAUACUCGGAAUACGAAACAAGGCAAUGUGGAGUUCGAACACUUUGCUGAACAUCUCGCGGUAGAGCUGGCUCAGUCGCCGAGGAACGAGCUACUUCGAGAGGGUGAUGAGCUUCUCCGGAGGCUCAUGUUGACUAUGGAUCCUCAGCUGCAACUCCUUGUGGACAGAGUACCGGUGAAGAAGUCUUUGUCAUUCACGUCUAUUCUGAGCGUUAUGGAUGCGAUACGGCAAGAGUGGGGUUCUCCAAGUGAGGGGGAGAUAACUCUCACGUGGCAGUUGGAGCACGUGAGCAAGCCUAUGUCGCCUAAAGAUGCUGAGAGGAUUCUACGGCGGAUUCGCCAGAAACACCCUCACGAUGCACGCACUGUGAAGGAGCUGAUCUCGAAGCGACAACAGGAGAUCGACUUGCGCAAGGAGAAGCUCGACGAGAUGGUCGCCUGGCGUAAAUCCCAGAGGGGCUAUGCUGAUCUCCAACGUGCUGAGGAUUACUGGUGCAUGAGCGGUUUGAGAGGUGUCGAGGAAAAGUGGAGGGAAUUGGAUGAGCGCAUCGGCCGGGAUAGGGCUUCUCGAGGCCACAAGAUGGAGACUAGCGAUGUGAAGGUCCACUUGGCCAGUGAGGAGAUUUGCGCGCGUCUGGGUUUACGAGCUGAGGACACUGAAGAGGUCCUCGGGGCAAUCUGGAGACAAAAUGGCGAGUCAGUGGGAGAGAUCGAUGUCACGAUAGUUGACAAGAGAACAUCGAAAGCGGUAGCUCUGGUCGAGAUCAAGUCCCAUGCCUUCUUCUGUCGGUCUGCGUGGCAUCAACACCAACGGUGGCUGAGAGGAGGCUCAACACCUGUCCAGCUGCUCCGGUCCGAUGGAAGCGAGGGCAGUUCGGAAGCGUCGGUUUUAUGGGACAGCAAACGCGAUAGUCAUUCUCCACCACUCUUAUUUGUGGUUGUGUGCCUGUCUCCCAAUUGUUACCGCCUUGGGGCGGAAAGCUGCGUUCUGGACUGGUUGUGGCGCAAUGUCGGCAGCCCGACUAUCGAGCAAGAAGGAAGCAUGUCUCCUGAGAAUUUGAAGUUAUGGGCGCACAAGCAGGGCUCUGGGGUGUGGAGCAGGAUGAGAGAGCGCGUCAUUUCCGAGAUGAAUUUAGUUCCUGAUGACAGGGACCUCUUAGGCGAUCACAACGAUGAUGCUUUAGUCGAUCCUGUGAGGUUCAUUUUUGCUCUCAACAAGAGUGGUAGAUUGAUUGUUAUGUAACUAUUCAGUAGCUACUGCUUCCACUGCGUUACUGUGCAUUGGUUUACAACGUUUCUCCA
Messenger RNA from Perkinsus marinus ATCC 50983, 1546 nucleotides. RefSeq lists its product as hypothetical. Bases 15 to 1487 code for a protein of 490 amino acids. The record is from RefSeq and is a predicted model, not a curated record. The transcript is spliced from 7 exons. NCBI's taxonomy places the organism in Eukaryota, Perkinsozoa, Perkinsida, Perkinsidae.